AUGAAGUAUCGUUUCCUUUUCUGUUGUUUUUAUUCCAGGAAGUCGAGGAAAAUGUCCCCACCUUAUAGGGUUCUGCUGCAUAAUGACGACACGAAUAAAAGGGAGUAUGUAGUACAGGUACUUAUGAAGGUUAUUGAUGGAAUGACGGUCGACAAUGCUGUGAAUAUUAUGCAAGAAGCGCACUUCAAUGGCAUGUCGGUGGUCAUAGUUUGUGGCCAAGAGGAUGCUGAAGAAUAUUGUAUGCAGCUUAGAGGGAAUGGCCUCUUGAGCUCGAUCGAGCCUGCCGAAGGGGGUGGGUGUCACUGA
Molecule: messenger RNA, 306 nt
Organism: Striga hermonthica
Lineage: Eukaryota; Viridiplantae; Streptophyta; Magnoliopsida; Lamiales; Orobanchaceae
Source: the annotation of a GenBank genome assembly